CCGGCCUCGCCACACAUGAAUUGAUCACACACACACCACCUGGUUCAGCUAGCUCACACACACCCCUCCAUCUCUCUUGCCUUUGCCUUCUCUACUACACCACUGCUACUAGCUAAGCUAGCUAGUACGGCAGCAGAAGCGAGAAGCAACGUACCACGAAUCUGUCGAUCUGAUCUGUCCGGCUCCGGCCGAUCUAUCUGUCCAUCCGUCCAUGGCGAGCCAUGACCAGCAGCACCACCGCCACUUCUCCGGCGACUUCCAGUUCAACAACGACGACCUGGCCUCGCUCUUUGCGCAGCGGCCCGCCGACGCCAUCUCCUCGCCGAUGCAGAUGAUGCAGCAGCAGCAGCCGUGGUUCUUCCCCGACUACCUGCAGACGCCGCCGCUCGACUUUGGCGCCGACGCGUUCGGCGCGAGGGACGACUUCGGCGACGUGACGGCUGGCGGCGUCGAGGAGGUUGUGAAGAUGGAGAUGCAGGCGGUGGACGUCGCGGGGAUGCCUGGCGGCGGCCCGGGCGGGACGGCCUUGCCGAUGACGCCACACAGCGUGUCGGUUUCCUCGACCUCGAGCGAGGCCUGCGGCGCGGUGGGUGGGGACGAGGAGGGCGCCGGGAAGUGCAAGAAGGAGGAUCAGGGUGAGGGCGACGAGAGCAAGGAGGGCCAGGAGGCGUCGGCGGCGGCGGCCAAUAAGGGAGGAGGCGGGGAUGGAGAGGACAAGAAGAAAGGGGUGGGUGGCAAUGGGAAGGGGAAAGGCGCCAAGGGGGAGAAGCGGCCGCGGCAGCCACGUUUCGCGUUCAUGACCAAGAGCGAGGUUGACCAUCUCGAGGACGGCUACCGCUGGCGCAAGUACGGCCAGAAGGCCGUCAAGAACAGCCCAUUCCCGAGGAGCUACUACCGGUGCACGACGCAGAAGUGCCCGGUGAAGAAGCGGGUGGAGCGGUCGUAUCAGGACGCCGCCGUGGUGAUCACAACCUACGAGGGCAAGCACAUCCACCCCAUCCCGGCCACGCUCCGCGGCAGCGCCGCCCAGCACCUCCUUGCCGCGCACGCCCACGGCCUCCACUACCCCCACUUCCGGAUGCCCGCGCCGCAGCCGGCUCCCGGCGCAGCCUUCCCUCCUGACGGCGUCUUCGGCAACUUCCUACAGCAGCAGCAGCAAGUACAAGGCGGCGGGGGGCACCACCCCGCCAUGCAGCAGGCGAUGCAGCAGCAGCAACAGCAGCUCGCCGCUGCGGAGUCGGCAAUGCGGCAAGUGAACGCGGCAGCGGCGGCCAUGGGCGCCGGUGGCGCGAGCUCGGGGUCUGCUGCUGCGGCAACUGGCGCGCCGCUGCGGAUGGAGCACUUCAUGUCGCAGGACUACGGCCUGCUGCAGGACAUGCUCAUGCCAUCGUCCUUCGUCCACAGCAACGGCACCGCCACCAACAGCCAUAACAACCACAACCGCCGUUGAUCGAGAGAGAUCGCGCGACUGCUUGACAGCGAUCCGUCGACCGGUUUGGUUCUUUGCUAGUAGCUUUUUGGUACUGAUGUAGCUGUGAUAUGUAUGUCAUGCAUGCACCGGCCUUGUGAGUUAUGAUGAUUGAUGAGCGAUGAGGAUAUGAUCUAGCUUAAUUAGCCGCAGGACAGAGGACGUGCACGUACGCAAGCAGUAGUUGCAAUGUUGCAUAUCUGGUCGGUGUAGUACUAAGAGUUGUUGUAAAUUAUGUGUACCUG
This is a messenger RNA of Lolium perenne, 1713 nucleotides long. RefSeq lists its product as uncharacterized. Gene Ontology annotation, molecular function: DNA-binding transcription factor activity; sequence-specific DNA binding. Lineage: Eukaryota; Viridiplantae; Streptophyta; Magnoliopsida; Poales; Poaceae. The record is from RefSeq and is a predicted model, not a curated record. Gene Ontology annotation, biological process: regulation of DNA-templated transcription.